Molecule: messenger RNA, 357 nt
Organism: Ascochyta rabiei
Lineage: Eukaryota; Fungi; Ascomycota; Dothideomycetes; Pleosporales; Didymellaceae
Exons: 2
Coding region: 1-357 (118 amino acids)
Source: RefSeq, a predicted model, not a curated record
AUGGGAUCCGUGAACAACCCGAAGCGAGUUGUUCUUCGUUUUAGCGUUCAAUACGAGCGUGAGGAAGCGACUAUAAAUGAACAAUUCUUUGCACUGCACGGCCCUGAACCACCAAAUAAAGAUUUCUUUUCUCACUCGAUGGCCCCCAACGAAUCUUCGAAGAUGCACAUCGUUCUGGACAUCUACUGUAACUCACACCCAACUAUUGAUAACAGCAUGAUACCAUACGAAGUCUUUAAAGUAAAAAAGAACGGCAAAUUUAAAUUUGAAAAACUAGACGCUGCUGCAUGCCAACAUGCUCGCAAGCGCUGCGAGUCGAUUGGGAUCAAAUGGGGCACCAACCGAUCUUCAAUCUGA